This is a messenger RNA of Miscanthus lutarioriparius, 507 nucleotides long. The record is from the annotation of a GenBank genome assembly. Lineage: Eukaryota; Viridiplantae; Streptophyta; Magnoliopsida; Poales; Poaceae.
AUGCCGAUGAUCAUGUCCUACCACGCCUGCUGCCUUUCCGUCUCCACGUUGCGCUUCCGUUCCGUGGAGAUCGAGACCACCGUCACCCGCGACGCAGCGGUCGCGGACGCGUGGGUGCGCGGCCUCCGCGCCUCCCACCCGCGCGUCGCCCCCUUCAUCGUCGGUCUCGACUGCAAGUGGAACAAGCAGCCGACGAGGAGCCCCGCGUGGAUGGCGCCCAAAUCGGCCGUCCUCCAGCUCUGCGCCGGCGGCGGCGCCACCGGCUGCCUCGUCCUCCAGCUUCUCUACCUCCGCCACGUCCCGGAGAUUCUCAGGGAGUUCCUCCGUGACCCCCGGGUACAGCUCGUCGGAGUCGGCGUCGUGGAGGCCGCCGCGAGGCUGGCCGCCGACCACGGGCUCGUGUGCGCGGCGCCCGUGGAGCUAGCGGGCCCCUGCGACGCGUACCUGGGCCUCGUGGGCAGGGACAAGCUGACCAUAACAUGGAGAAGCCCGAUAGCGUGGGCAUGA